Messenger RNA from Triplophysa dalaica, 2413 nucleotides. RefSeq names its product transmembrane protein 80-like. The transcript is spliced from 12 exons. The record is from RefSeq and is a predicted model, not a curated record. Gene Ontology annotation, cellular component: ciliary transition zone. Gene Ontology annotation, biological process: non-motile cilium assembly. The coding region runs from base 649 to 1257 and encodes 202 amino acids. NCBI's taxonomy places the organism in Eukaryota, Metazoa, Chordata, Actinopteri, Cypriniformes, Nemacheilidae.
GCUGGUUCUGAGCAUCUCUCUUACUCUUGUCCUUGUGGAUGUUGCAAGAGUUGAUGUAGCAUCUGACCCUGCUGCAUGUCUCCGCCCCCACCGCUGACUGGACCCAUCUGAUACUGCGAAAUCAUGGGCUCUGGCUUAAGUGGUUUGAUCCACAUCGAACCGUUCAGGCGCACUGAUCUUACCGCUGGCUUGCUGGGGAGAAUAUGGCUCUGAGCUGGAGUCUGGAGGGGACUCAGACCACUAACAAAGCGGAAUGUGAAGAAUUCCGAUGUUAGUGUUGGGAAAACCUCUGCUACGUUUCCCUCCUAAUAGAUCAACUCAGGGUUCAAAUCCCGCCCCAGUGGAUAUCCCGACCUGGAUCUAGGUGUCAAUGCUGGUUUAUGAAAGAUUAGGUCUCAGUCAUGAGAAAGAGCUGUACCAGGCCACCACACACAGUUAUAGUCGCCCACCAGCACUGAACGCGCCGGCCGACCUGAGCAGCUUACCUACACUACAUGAAUAUUACAGAGCGAGCGAGAGGGAUUUAUAGAAAGUCUUUUAGGUAUGCUAGGAAUGAUCCCCUGCAUUAGACCGAGGGAACAUACGAACCCCCUCUAAGCAGCUUAUGACCGCACACUACCAGGCAAGAGACCAUUUCUCAGUGUUCUUAUGUCACCAGGGGUUUCAAUGCCAGUUAUCUUUAGAAACACAUGUGAUCUCAUGCGUCUCCUCUUCAGUUUCAGGGGAGAAAUUUCUCAAAGGAGAACCGUGCUGGGAUUUGCCAAGAGGGCGCUGUUUACUCACGAGCGCGUGAGAUUGACACGCAGUGGUGAGGGAAGCAAGAUGGCGACUGGCAUGGCAGGAAGGAACACCGUUGUUAUCUCAUCUGUGCUGCUCCAGAUUCUUCUGUAUCUGUCAGCAGGUUACAGUGUGUUGUACUUUCUGUCCACCCUCUCCAUGAUCAUCUACAAGACUGAAGUGUUGAGUUACCCUGAUGGUCAACUCACUCUUGAUGUGUGUCUGCUGUUUCUCAUGGCUGGUCUGGAGGUCCUGAGGGUCUACUGGGGGAUCAGAGGAAACCUACAGGAGAGCGAGGGGUACCUGGGUCUGAAUCUGAUCGCCACGGGGGCCACGGUGCUAUUGGCACUUUAUUAUAUCAUUUGGCAGUCGUAUGUGCUGCGAGCUGAUGUCAUCAUUGGUGCCAUUCUGCUCUGCUUGUAUGGCCUUACUGGAAUUGUGGGGUUCGGGGCUCUGGCACGUUUCACAAGUUAUUCCUGACGCUGACUCAUCACAUCUGCCUGGCUACAGCUCAAGAUUGUUAGACAUAGACUACAUUUCCCACAAUGCACCACAUCAUCUGCUACAAGCUAUGAAGCCAUGGGGAGGUGCCAGAGAUUAGUUGCUAUGCAACAACCUUUUAUUUUCUUACCUGUAAGUGUAAACAUAGCUAAUGAACAGUUUGUAUUUGUUUGAGCUGUUUUUGUAAAUAAACUCAUUAACUUUAAGUCAAAUGAUAAUUAACUCUUCAUGAACUACACACACAUUUGCUCAAAUAUAUAAAGAAUGUUUUAUGUACUAUCGCUCUUCUAAAUGUUUAUGCUUCAGACUUGACUUUUUGCUGUGCAUGCGAUAACAAAUGUAUCAGAAUAUCGUGUAAACAUUGGUGUUUUUGGUUUUGUCCAGUAAACUAAACCUCACCACCAUUCUAGCAAUGUGAAUUGCUGUUUGCAAUACGCAGUUUUCUUAAGACAAUGUGAAAAAUCUAGCUUACGUUUUUAUUUGCUUUAGGCUUACGGUAAACAUGGCUGUUUCUCUCUGAGUUCUUUACAUCUUUAUUGUUGUUUAACUAAGGUAAAUGUUUCUCCAGUAGGGGGUGUCUAGUCGGCAUGUCAUUGCUUUCAUUGUAGUGUGCCUGUCUGUGCUUGCACAGUACAUGAUUUAUUGUUUAAAAUCAUUCAACUGUCAUAUGAUAUGAUGUUUUUUCCUGUGAAGAAUUACUUUAGUGACCCGACGUUGACCCUUUUUGUAAACUGUUAAUUUGCUACAUGUAAAUUUCUCUCUGUUCUCAAAUGCACGGGUUCAGCAGACCCCAAACAACCAGGUUUAAGCAUUUCAGUCUAUAUUACAACAUAAAUAGUAAUCGUGUUAUGCAUUCUUUUGGAUGGAUUUCAAGGGCAGAGAAUAUGCUCUUUUUCAGCGGUUAAAUGAAUCCUGGGAAAGUGAUAGUUUCUAGGUGUCACAGUUUUGCCCUGUGAUGUUAAUUAUAAACCAAAACUCAAGGUUCCCAAAGUCAAACAUUCCACUGGCUUGUGUGUAUGAACUGUAGAUCAGCAACCAGUCUGCAUACCAGUGGAUUUAAACAUUCUUUGUGUGUUUGUGUUUAGAAAACAAGUCUUUCUGUUAGGUUUUGGUUUGUCAGGAUGUGGUAAUAUUU